AUGAGUAUAUUGUUCGCAACGAUAUUUUAUCUAUUUAAUUUAUCGCAUUCAAAUUGUUUCAGAACAUUUAACUGCAAUAAACGUCUGAUUAUACCAAUCAAAUCCCAAAUUGGCACAGAUACAUCACUUCCCAAUAUAUCCCUCGCACAUUUAAAGUCCUUAGAUCAAUCUAAAUUGCCUGAAUUCUGCGACUUUGUUAGGAAUGAAUUUUUAAAAAUAAUUGACAAGACGGGUGGACACUUUUCCUCCAAUUUAGGUGUCGUUGAACUCACCGUAUGUCUGCAUUAUGUUUUCGACGCGCCCAGGGAUGUUAUUGUCUGGGACAUUGGCCAUCAAUCCUAUAUACACAAGAUGUUGACAGGAAGGUUGACUCAUAUGGAUACGGUCAGACAGUUUGGCGGUUUGUCUGGAUUUUGCAAAAGGGGAGAAUCUAUCUACGAUGUUUUUGGCGCGGGGCACUCCAGCACAUCAAUAAGUGCAAUCGAAGGGAUUGCUCUUCCUAACAGCAUGGAAACUACCAGUACGGGUGGCUUUAAUGAUGAUAAUACCAAAAAUAUCGAGAAAAAAAAUGACAAGUGCUAUAUCGCAAUAAUCGGAGAUGGCUCAUUAGCUGCCGGCAUGGCUUAUGAGGCUAUGGGAUCAAUUGCCCAGUUCAAUUUACCCAUACUACUAAUAUACAAUGAUAACAAACAAACAUCCUUACCUACUGGUACAAAAUGCCAAGGUACAGGCUUAUCAUUGCUGAUAGACCGUAAGAGUAAUAAGUUUUGCGUCCCACCAGGUUGGAAUUACAUUGGACCUAUAGACGGCCAUAACACUAGUUCUCUGGUAAAUUUAUUCACUACGGUAAAAAAGGAAGGAAUUACUAAGCCAACGAUUUUGCACGUCACUACCGAAAAGGGCAGAGGGUAUCCUCCUGCACUGAAGGCACUAGACCGAAUGCACUCGAUCAAACCUAACGAUCUACAAUCAAUAAAUAGCGAAUAUACUGAUACAAAUGUAACCGAUAAUAAGUCCACCAAAAAAACCUUUACCGACGUAUUUGCAGAGACACUUACAUUAUUAGCAAAGGAAGAUGAAAAAAUAAUAUGCGUAACUGCAGCAAUGCCUGGGGGAACCGGGGUGGAGAAAUUUGCCGAAAAAUAUCCCUAUCGCGCAAUAGACGUUGGUAUAGCUGAACAACAUGCAGUUACGCUUUGUGCUGGAAUGACAAUUGCGGGAAAGCGCCCGUUUUGUUGCAUAUACUCAACUUUUUUACAGCGUGCAAUGGAUCAGCUAAUACAUGAUGUUUUCCUGCAAAACCUACCCGUUAGAUUCAUCGUUGAUCGUUGUGGAUAUGUGGGCGAGGACGGGGAGACGCACCAUGGACUGUACGAUUUGAACAUAUUUACAGCGCUGCCAAAUGGCAUAAUCAUGAGCCCAAGCAAUCCUAAUGAUUUGGCUGCAAUGCUAUCUAUUGCGCAAAAUUGUGACCAUCAUCCCUCAGUAAUCCGUCUACCCCGGUCACAACUAAUCCAGUCCAAUGUAAGUAAAUUGCUAGACAAAUUGCCCAAGACAGAUCUAAAACUGGGCAAAUCAAAUUUGAUACGAUUGGCCGCUGAUAAUCGCACAAAGGUAUCCGUAUUGGCCUUGGGGCCCAUUAUUCAUCGUGUUUUUGACGCAAUAUUGGCUAUAGAACAAAGAAAUGAUAAUUUGUCGUUUGACUUGGUGGAUAUGCGAUUCUUGCGUCCAUUGGAUAUCAAUUUAUUGGAUUCACUCAUUGCCACCAGGGAUAUAAUUGUCACUGUGGAGGAAGGCCCAGUUGGAGGGUUUGGUUCGUUGGUCUCCAAUUAUGUGAAUAAAAAGAGCAGUAAGUGCAAGGUAUACCAGAUUACUACACCCGCCAUAUAUAUAGACACGGGCAGACAAUCAGAUCAGUGGAUGGUUAGCGGCUUAGAUGUCGAUGGGAUAAGAAGUCAGAUUCUUCAAGCAGUGAAUCUUGUAUUCGGUUAA
This is a messenger RNA of Babesia microti strain RI, 1992 nucleotides long. RefSeq names its product 1-deoxy-D-xylulose-5-phosphate synthase. Gene Ontology annotation, molecular function: 1-deoxy-D-xylulose-5-phosphate synthase activity. The coding region runs from base 1 to 1992 and encodes 663 amino acids. The transcript is spliced from 2 exons. NCBI's taxonomy places the organism in Eukaryota, Apicomplexa, Aconoidasida, Piroplasmida, Babesiidae. The record is from RefSeq and is a predicted model, not a curated record. Gene Ontology annotation, biological process: terpenoid biosynthetic process.